AUGCCCUCUCUACUUUUAAAAUUAAUCCUAUGUCUCUUCUUCAUCUCCUGUACGAUCUGGUAUGGCAAGACACACUUCUACCGCGACCCAGGGAGCAUCUUCUACGAUGAAGCCCACGCCUUCGAGCAGCGAUACUCCCAACAUCGCCGCCGCGAAGUAGACGCCUUCAUCCGAUCCCAAAACACAACAUCAACAUUAGAACCACCCCUCAAAUCCAGCCCUAAUCCCACCCUCUGUCUAACCUACAGCUCCGUCCGCCGCCAAACAACCAAUUACCUAGAAACCUCAAUAGCAAGCGUCCUCACAACCCUAACCUCCCAAGAACGUCAAGAUCUCCACCUAACCAUCCUCAUUGCCGAACCAGACCCAUCCACCCACCCAAACUGGAACACCACCUGGCUCCGCACAACAACCGACACCUUCACCACCUACAACACCACCCAGGCCAAACUAUCCCACCUCUCCCACCUCCAAUCAACAUCCAACUACGCCGAAAAGGGUGUCUUCGACUACACCCACGCCCUGCAACUCUGCCACGCAACUGGCGCUCCCUAUAUCGCCCUGUUCGAAGACGACAUCCUCCUCGCAAACACCUGGUUCAUCCGCACCCUAACCGGCCUCUCCCAGAUCCCGCCUUCAAAAACCAACUCAUGGCUCUUCAUGCGGCUUUUCAACCAGGAACGCUCAACGGGGUGGGCUAGCCGCUCCAUCGGCGGGAACAACGAACACUGGAUUAUUCUCGCCAUCGGAGUAUCCAUUUCCCUAGCUGGGUAUCUGGCCCGGCGCCAGAGUCAGGUGGCCCGGUCGUGGGUUGAUUGGGGGACCCUGGGCGUAGUGGUGUUGGUGCUUAAUCCGGCAAUGGUGGUACUUUUCUUUCAGGCGGGGAAGGCGUCGCUUUUGCCCCCUUCGCCGGGGGUUUAUGAGGAGGGGUUCGGGUGUUGUUCGCAGGCGAUGGUGUUUCCGAGGGAGAGAGUGGCGGAUAUUGUGGGGUUUUUGGGAGAUAGGGGCAGUGGGCAGGUGGAUUUGUUGUUGGAUGAGAUGGCUGUUGAGGGGGGGUGGGGGAGGUGGGCGAUGUAUCCGGUUGUUGUGCAGCAUAUUGGUCUUGACUCGGCGAGGAAGACGGUUAAGGCUGAGGCGCAGGCGAUUUGGAGUAUGGCGUUUGAGGAUUUGGACGCGGCGGCGUUGGAGAGGGAGCAUUUGAGGUUGGUUGACGGGUAUUAUUCAAGGGAGAUGGUGGACACUUACUGA
Molecule: messenger RNA, 1248 nt
Organism: Aspergillus alliaceus
Lineage: Eukaryota; Fungi; Ascomycota; Eurotiomycetes; Eurotiales; Aspergillaceae
Exons: 3
Coding region: 1-1248 (415 amino acids)
Biological process (GO): GPI anchor biosynthetic process
Cellular component (GO): Golgi membrane
Molecular function (GO): glycosyltransferase activity
Source: RefSeq, a predicted model, not a curated record